Molecule: messenger RNA, 2700 nt
Organism: Lotus japonicus
Lineage: Eukaryota; Viridiplantae; Streptophyta; Magnoliopsida; Fabales; Fabaceae
Product: putative pentatricopeptide repeat-containing protein At1g69350, mitochondrial
Exons: 1
Coding region: 58-2541 (827 amino acids)
Biological process (GO): RNA modification
Molecular function (GO): protein binding; RNA binding
Source: RefSeq, a predicted model, not a curated record
ACAAACCUGGUACUUAUUUGUUGGUGGUGAGGCAAACAUUCAACUUGGUAUGGUUCCAUGGUAUUCCUUUCCCAUGUUCUCAACAAACAUUCUCUCAAACUCAAACUUCCAACACUCACAAAAAACACCCACUUUUCUUCUUCAUUCUCUUCCUCUUCAAACACUCACAUUCACAGUUACACUCACACUCACACUCACACUCACACUCACCCAAACCUUCUCCAUCUCUGCACCCUUUCCAACACCCUUCUCCAAACCAAGCAACUCCACGCCUUCGCCGUUCUCAACGGCUUCCUUCCCCGCAGUGUCUCCCUCUGCACCUCUCUCAUCCUCCAAUAUGCCACCUAUGGACACCCUUCCACUUCCCUUCUUCUCUUCCAACGCAGCGUUGCAUAUUCCCGCACUGCCUUCUUGUGGAACACUCUCAUCCGUGCCUACUCCAUUGCAGGUGUGUUUGAUGGGUUCAGUAUCUACAACGCCAUGGUUCGUUCUGGGGUUAGGCCUGAUGAUCACACCUACCCUUUUGUCCUCAAGGGGUGUUCUGAUUGUGUGGAGAUUGAUAAGGGUAGGGAGGUUCACGGGGCUGUGUUUAAGCUUGCUUUUGACGGGGAUGUCUUUGUUGGGAAUACCCUUUUGAUGUUGUAUGGUAAUUGUGGGUAUGUUGUUGAUGCGAUGAAGGUGUUUGAUGAAAUGCGUGAGAGGGAUAGUGUGUCUUGGAAUACUGUUAUUGGGUUGUGUUCUGUUAAUGGGUUGUAUCAGGAGGCGCUUGGUUUUUUCAGAGAGAGGCAUGCGGCUGUGCCGGUGAUUAGACCGGAUUUGGUUACUGUAGUUAGUGUGUUGCCGGUGUGUGCAGACACUAAGGAUGAAGUGAUGGCAAGGAUAGUGCACUGUUAUGUUACGAAGGUUGGUUUGUUGAACCAUUUAAAGGUCGGAAAUGCCUUGAUUGAUGUUUAUGGGAAAUGUGGGAGGGAGAAGGCUUCGAAGAAAGUUUUUGAUGAAAUGGACGAGAGAAAUGAGGUUUCUUGGAAUGCUAUUAUUACCAGUUUUUCUUUUAGAGGGCUCUACAGGGAUGCUUUGGAUGUAUUUAGGCUGAUGAUUAAUGGAGGAAUGAGACCAAACUCUGUUACGCUUUCCAGUAUGUUACCGGUAUUAGGAGAAUUAGGACUUUUUAAGUUGGGAAUGGAAGUCCAUGCAUUUACCUUAAGGAUGGGUAUUGAGUCUGAUAUUUUUAUUGCUAAUUCAUUGAUAGACAUUUAUUCAAAAUCGGGAUCUUCACGUGUAGCAUCCACUAUAUUUAAUAAUAUGGGAGACAGAAAUGUUGUCUCUUGGAAUGCUAUGGUAGCGAAUUUUGCUCAGAACAGGCUUGAGUUUGCAGCUGUAGAAUUAGUGAGGCAAAUGCAAGCUCAUGGAGAAACCCCAAACAAUGUAACCUUCACAAAUGUUCUUCCAGCUUGUGCAAGAUUAGGUUUCCUGAAGGUUGGAAAAGAAAUUCAUGCCAGGAUGAUUCGGGUUGGAUGUGCAUGUGCCUUUGAUUUGUUUGUCUCUAAUGCUUUGACAGACAUGUAUUCAAAAUGUGGAUGCUUAAACCUUGCUCAGAAUGUCUUUAAUAUUUCUGUGAGGGAUGAAGUUUCCUACAAUAUACUAAUAAUGGGCUAUUCAGAAACAAGUGAAAGUUCUGAGUCUCUAAGUUUGUUUUCAGAAAUGAUACUCUCAGGCAUGAGGCCUGAUAUUGUUUCAUUCAUGGGUGUUUUAUCAGCUUGUGCAAAUCUAGCUUCCUUAAAGCAAGGCAAAGAGAUCCAUGGGCAGCUGGUAAGAAAGCUUUUUCACACUCAUCUUUUUGCAGCAAAUUCCCUCUUGGAUUUGUAUUCUAAGUGUGGUCGAAUAGAUCUGGCUACUAAGGUCUUUGACCAUAUUCAAGACAAGGAUGUUGCCUCUUGGAAUACCAUGAUUUUGGGCUAUGGUAUGUUAGGUGAAUUGGACACUGCAAUUAGCCUUUUUGAAGCAAUGAAGGAAGAUGGUGUGGCAUAUGAUUCAGUUUCCUUUAUUGCCGUUUUGUCAGCAUGCAGUCAUGGUGGGCUAAUUGAGAAGGGGAAGGAAUACUUUAAGAAGAUGCAGGAUCUUAACAUUGAGCCAACACAUAUGCAUUAUGCUUGCAUGGUUGAUCUCCUUGGAAGGGCUGGUCAAAUGGAAGAAGCUGCAAACCUUAUUAGAGGCCUACCUAUUGUACCGGAUGCAAAUGUAUGGGGUGCACUGCUUGGAGCGUGCCGAAUAUAUGGGGAUGUAGGAUUGGGCCGCUGGGCCGCUGAGCAUUUGUUUGAAUUAAAGCCUCAACACUGCGGGUACUAUAUACUCCUUGCAAAUAUGUAUGCAGAAAUUGAAAGAUGGGAUGAUGCAAACAAGGUCAGGCAAUUAAUGAAGUCAAGAGGAGCUAAGAAAAAUCCGGGCUGCAGUUGGGUUAAAGUUGGAGACAAGAUGCAUGCAUUUCUAGUUGGUGAGAAAAUAGAGAGCUUAGAUGCUGACUUCUGGCUAUCAGAAUGUUAAAUUUGUUUCGUAAGAGGAUCCUUAAGGUACUGUCCAUCAAGUAAAUUGUUGAGUGUGCUGGAUAAAUAUCUAGAGGACUAUACAGUGCAAACUGAAUUGUGAUUUUUUCUUGGGGGGAUACUGUACUUACUUAUUUACUUCAAAAUUUUAUUUAUCACA